Molecule: messenger RNA, 2703 nt
Organism: Vespa crabro (European hornet)
Lineage: Eukaryota; Metazoa; Arthropoda; Insecta; Hymenoptera; Vespidae
Product: annexin B11-like
Exons: 9
Coding region: 551-2170 (539 amino acids)
Cellular component (GO): cytoplasm
Molecular function (GO): calcium-dependent phospholipid binding; calcium ion binding
Source: RefSeq, a predicted model, not a curated record
AGAGGAUUUUUAUUGUAUCUCGUUUACUUACGAUUAGAAAUAAUAAUUUGAAAUAGUAAUUGCACAACUGUGAGCAAUUCCGCUUUUCCCCCCACUCCACGCUAGCUACUACAUUUCCUUCCGAGAAUUCCUCUGACGUAGGAUUGUAUAACGGUUGUCUUCUUGCUUCGACGCGGUAGGUUAGUCAUUAUUUCGAGGUAUUUUCUUCCCGUAUGAAUCGAUUUUCCUUCAUAUUUGUGAUUUACGUGCCAAAGCGAUUCAAUGGAAGUAACGCAGUAGACCCUCCAAAAGUGAUUUACGCGUAGUAUAAAUGUAUAUUGAAGAAAUUUACUUUGCUAGAGAGUGUUUAAUAACAUCAUUGAGAGAAACGUGACGGUUAAUCGUUGGGCGUUACCAAACAUAGCUGCGUUUUUCUCCAAAGGAAGGGGACUUUAGUGGAAAGACCGACUCGUCUCCCUUUCUGCCUCUUAUCAGGAUUAUUCUGACAAGUAUCAUCCGCUGAACCGACCGCUUGAAUCGAGGAAAGUCGGACAAAAAGAAACAGAACAAGAUGAGCUACGGAUAUCAAGGACCACCAGUGAUCCAGUUUCCAGGACGUGGACCACCGCCGACGUCGUUUGGGGCUCCACCUGGUACACCCUCUGCCCCCGGUGCUCCGCCAUAUUCGCAAACCACUAACAUAGGCUUUCCAAACGCAGCUCCAAUUUCAUUUGGCAUGCCUCAACCCUAUUCUCCAUACGCUUCUUCACCUUAUCCAGUGCAACCAAGUCAUUCGAGUCCGGCUAAUGUAUCAAGCGCUAUGAGUUCCUCUCAGUUCCCGCAACAGAUGCCCUAUCCUUCUUCUCAGCACCAACAAAUGCCCUAUCCUUCUUCUCAGCACCAACAAAUGCCCUAUCCUCCUCAGCAGCAACCGAAUGUAUAUCCUUCUCAGGCAACGUCUUAUCCGCCGUCUUCUUCUAUGCCCGAAUCUUCUUCUUAUCGGCAACAACAACGAAAUUCUGUUUACCCUAAUCUUCCGCGUGAACAAAAUGCACAUUGCUUCGGAGAUAGAAAUUCGUCUUCUUUGUCGAAUCCUAAUAUGCCAUUGUCAUCUAAUUCAGCACCAUACCCUGGUGGCAGCUAUCACGGGGGGCAGGGGUUAGGAAAUUCAUACUCCCCUUAUGGCGCUAAUUCGCAUUUGGCUUCCGGUCGUGUUGCCCCAGCCCCCCGGAGCUGCAAUGCGAGUAAGUUGUCACCCACGGUGGUACCUUAUAAUGGCUUUGACGCCAGAGCUGACGCGGAAGUUAUAAGAAAGGCUAUGAAAGGAUUUGGUACGGAUGAAAAGGCCAUUAUCAAUGUUCUUGCCAAUCGAAGUAACUUGCAGCGACAAGAAAUUGCAUCUCAAUUUAAAACGCUUUAUGGAAAAGAUAUGAUAAAGGAUUUGAAAUCGGAAUUGUCUGGAAACUUUGAGAAAUUAAUUCUUGCUAUGAUGAUGCCACUACCGCAAUUCUAUGCCAAAGAACUACACGAUGCCAUGUCUGGUAUCGGUACGGACGAAUGCGUGCUUAUUGAAAUAUUAUGUACAAUGUCGAAUCAUGAAAUACGUGUUAUCAAAGAAGCUUACGAAGCUAUGUACUGUAGAAAUUUAGAAGAUGAUUUAAGAUCGGAUACGUCUGGAAAUUUCAAACGUUUAAUGGUCUCAUUGUGCUGUGCCAAUAGAGAUGAAUCAUUCGACGUAGACCCAGCUAGUGCAAUGGAAGAUGCAAAAGUUCUUCUACAAGCUGGCGAACUCCGAUUUGGAACUGACGAAUCGAUGUUUAACGCGAUCCUCGUUCAGAGAAAUGUACCACAACUGAAACAAAUUUUCCGAGAGUAUGAAGGUAUAACUGGUCAUACUAUAGAAACUGCUAUAGAAAAUGAAUUUUCAGGGGACAUUAAAAAAGGUCUCCUUGCUAUUGUAAAAUGUGUGAACAACAGAGCUGCCUUUUUUGCCGAACAACUGUACAAAAGUAUGAAAGGAUUGGGAACGGACGACACUCGUCUCAUCAGAUUGGUCGUCACGCGUUCCGAGGUUGACAUGGGAGAAAUAAAAGAAGCCUUUAAGGAAGAGUAUAAUGAAUCACUAGAGGAUUUCAUAUCCGGUGAUUGUUCUGGACAUUACAAGAAAUGUCUCUUAGCUCUUGUGUCCUAAAUCUCCAAUUCCAUGGAAAUAGAUUAGUUAAACUUUUCGUAUUUACCAAUUACAAAGUUUCACAAAUAUAUUUCGGCUUUCUCCAAAUAUUUAUAAUAUUUGUACAAAAUUGAAAUGAACGUGAUGUUCCUAUGCGCAUUAAUCUAUAAAAGAAUACGAAAAGUGAUAAUAUUCUUAUACGUUAAAGUUACAAGCUAUGCCAAUUUUCCUAAUGAAUCUUUACAAAAAGUCAUAGAUCUUGCUUGUUUGUCGAAUUGGAUCUGUAAUAUUGAUUAUUAAUAUUUUAUUUUUAUAAAACUACUCGUGCGAAGAAGAAGAAAGAAAUAUCCUACGAACAUUAUUAUUUUAUAUAUACUUAUACAUAUACGUAUGCAUAUAUUUUAUAUUUACAUAAUACGUGCAGGUAUAUUCUCUGUUUUAUAUAUAUAUAUAUAUAUAUAUACAUAUAGCAUUUACAUAAUAUGUACGUUUAUUAUGUAAAUGAAUUGUAAAAGAAGACAUAUAUUAUAACAAAUAAAAAUGGCCUUAAUAUA